Molecule: messenger RNA, 1449 nt
Organism: Phytomonas sp. EM1
Lineage: Eukaryota; Euglenozoa; Kinetoplastea; Trypanosomatida; Trypanosomatidae
Source: the annotation of a GenBank genome assembly
AUGCGCCGGCUACUCGUAAGGAAGAUCAUCACACCUCAAGUGUGCACUAUUGCAACUCAGGCUUUUGUGAAUAACAUAGGAGAGGUUGAGGAGGCGCUUCAGACAGCGAUCAACCAAAGACCGGAGCUCAUUCGUCACGGUCGUCGUCUCUUCGAGACUGAAGUUCUUGAGGAUCUGCCAUCUGCGUAUUCGUGGGAGGUAGCGAGGAAGAUUUGCCAAAUGGCAACACAGCUGCGUAUUUCUCCUGUCAAGAGCCCGCUCUACUCAAAGGUUGUCGAAAUGAGCAUGGAUGCUACUGCAGUUUCCAGCACAGAUCUGUAUGCCCUUGCGCGAGUGAUUCAUAGUUGCCUAGUACUCUGCUCACCUCUUCUUUAUGAAGUACUAUUCACAUUUAUUCCACUGCUUAUAAAGCAAGCCUCGAUUAUGAAUGCGUUAUCGAUAGCGAUCGUGAUUAAUGCCUACGGGCGUGCCGAGGUGCACCAUCCAGCCUUAUUUCAGGCUCUUUGCGAUUCCGCUGCAAACACGCUGAAGAGUCCACAAAUUCAGCUGCCUCAUAUCGCCAACGUGGCUCAUGCCCUUUCUCGUGUACAUUUUUUCCACAGACCGCUGAUGCUAGUCCUGCGUGAUCAGGCGUCUCGGAUGGGAAAGGAUGCCCAGCCGCUUGUGAUGGUCACACUUCUUGAUGCUUUUGUUGAGCUUGGUUUUAUCGACGAAGAGGUUUUCUCUGCAUAUGAGUCAAGGUUAUUGGAUAACCUCAAAGAUAUACAACCGCCGCUUAUCGCGUCGUUACUAGAUUGUCUGGCUACUGCUGGACGCGCAACGCCGAAGUUGCUGGAGACGGUGGAAAAAUAUAUUAUAGAACAGUCGAACGCUUUCAAUUCUGUUUCCAUCUCAAUGACCUUUCAUGCUCUUUUCAAGGCCAAUGUCCUUUUAGAGGAGGCCUUUGGUGUCUUAGCGGAGCGUGCAUGCAAGCUACCGGCUGAUUUCCGUCCAGAAGAAAUUUAUCACACCCUUAAUGCUCUUAGUUCCUUUGACUUGUUUGAUGGUGAGCUGUUUCCACUUCUCGCAUCGCGGUUUAUGACUCUUAUGAAGCAGGGUGACUAUGUUGGCGUAGAGGAAGCAGCCGGUAUUUUGGCGAGUUUUGCCGCCGUUCAGGAACGUCAUGACGAACUGAUUCAUGGCUGCACACAGCUAUUUGUGGCACAUCUUGGGAGCGCCAUGCGUCCCUCAGCACUUGUUAACGCAUUAUGGGCCUGCGCGAUUUUCAAUAUUCGUAAUGAGGCUCAAAUGAAAUUAUUAGAAGAGGCCAGAAAGAAUCCAAGGCUUUUGGACCUUCAGUUUGCACCGAAAGGUAAACUAUGUGAACGAGAGAACAUUAUAUUGAAGGAGCGUUAUGACCAUGUCCUAAGGGUGUACGGUAUCGAUUCGUCUGAGCACAUUGUUUCAUAA